AUGACGCGAUCACCAGACAAAUUUUUAUCCAAAAGCAAAUUCAUUCUGCGGAGUAAAUCCACAAAAUCAAUCGUACCUCUUGCUUCAACUCAACGUACAAUUCCGUAUCCACUUUCUUUAGAUUGUCUCAUAAAUAUUAUUGAAUAUUUAAAAAAUGACCGUGCAACUUUAUAUUCAUGUGUAAUGGUCAAUCGAAUAUGGUGUAAAACCUCAGUGCCAUUACUUUGGAGUCGACCAUUCGAACAUCAAAUGUUUGGAAAAGAAGUAACAAUAUUACAAACAUACAUCUCAUGUCUCAAUUUUCAUGACAAAGCUCAAUUAAUUGAUCAUGGAACCCAAUUACCUGAUAUGCCGAAUCCUACAUUCGAUUACCCAAGAUAUUUGCGUGGAUUCGAUAGCGAAAAUUUCGAUCGUGCUAUUGAGGAUUGGAUGAUGAUGGUAUGUCUAGCCAUGGAUUCAGAUUACGAAGCUAGGGUUAAACUGUGUAAUAGAGUUAUAGGAAAUUUAUUAUUUAGUCGAACUAAUGGGUUAAAAGUCUUGAAAAUUGAUCGGGGAGAGAUUGAGGAUAGUUGUCUAAUGAAUAUUGUGAAUUUAAAUGACAAAAUAUCAGAAAAAGAAA
Molecule: messenger RNA, 619 nt
Organism: Racocetra persica
Lineage: Eukaryota; Fungi; Glomeromycota; Glomeromycetes; Diversisporales; Gigasporaceae
Source: the annotation of a GenBank genome assembly